UGCACAAUGACAAUUACACCAGACAACUUUUACUGUGCAAAUAUGGAGAAGAAGUUGCACCAUGGUGGGUCUAUGUUUCAAACCAGUACCUUUCCUCAUAUUCAACCGUGGAUUAUGUCCCCAAUUACUUUUUUGCGGUGAAAUUGGUCUUUUAUGAUCACAGUGUACAAAUAGGGACUGUAAAAUAGUUUUUGCCUGCAUGAUGUAGCUUUUCUGCAUAUAUAUGUGGCUCCUAGCAACUACACUUUUGGUUAUAAGACUUGUGUUGCAGCUAUGGGAUCUUUUAAUCACUAUGUGAUUGUUAAGUUUAAGGAUGGUGUGGAAGUUGAAGAACUCAUUCAAGGGUUGGAGAAGAUGGCAUCUGAAAUUGAUCAAGUCAAAUCCUUUGAAUGGGGAAAGGACAUAGAAAGCCAUGAAAUGCUAAGACAAGGUUUCACUCAUGUUUUCUUGAUGGCAUUCAAUGGAAAAGAGGAGUUCAAUGCAUUUCAGACUCAUCCCAAUCAUGUUGAGUUCUCAGGAGUGUUUUCACCAGCUAUUGAGAAGAUUGUGGUGCUGGAUUUUCCAUCUAAGCUUGUCAAAGCACCAGCAUGAUCCUCAACUUAUUCAAGCAAUUAAACUUUCCAUCUUUAAAGUGCAUGCAUGCGUGUGCAUCUGUUAUGGUUGUUCCUAGUAUUCCUACAUGUUCUUGUGCAAUUUCAACUCUCCUUUUUUCCUGAUUAAUGAAAGUUCUGGCAGUUCAAUUGGUUAAUACUAUGAAAAUGUUUCAUGUGGAAAACAGCAAGAUCUAAUACUAUUAAUUCUCUCCAUGUUUCUACCGCA
Vigna angularis (adzuki bean) is the source of this 819-nucleotide messenger RNA. RefSeq names its product stress-response A/B barrel domain-containing protein At5g22580. The record is from RefSeq and is a predicted model, not a curated record. Lineage: Eukaryota; Viridiplantae; Streptophyta; Magnoliopsida; Fabales; Fabaceae. The coding region runs from base 274 to 591 and encodes 105 amino acids. The transcript is spliced from 2 exons.